Molecule: messenger RNA, 6280 nt
Organism: Balaenoptera ricei (Rice's whale)
Lineage: Eukaryota; Metazoa; Chordata; Mammalia; Artiodactyla; Balaenopteridae
Gene: ADGRF5
Product: adhesion G protein-coupled receptor F5
Exons: 22
Coding region: 333-4571 (1412 amino acids)
Biological process (GO): G protein-coupled receptor signaling pathway; cell surface receptor signaling pathway
Cellular component (GO): membrane
Molecular function (GO): G protein-coupled receptor activity
Source: RefSeq, a predicted model, not a curated record
UUUCUGAAGGAGUGACCUCACAUUUUCAUUCUGCACUGAGCCCCACCAAUUAUGUAGCGGGGAGUCCUGCUUCUAGCAAUCUACGAAUGUUUGCCUUCAGAGAAUUCUUUAAACCCUAGGGUAAAAUGGCCCGAGGACUUGAGGAAGUGUUCCAGAAUUAGCCACAGACUGUCAUCAGCGUUUCCAGAGACAGAGCUGAGAGGGUCUUUGCCUUGGCUGGCAGGCAGACCCUUCUCAGGCCUGUUCCGGCCUGCCUCUUACCGACGGCUCUGCAGCAUCGCAUCUGGAGUGUGGCCAGAAAAUUCUUCAGCUCGGUGGAAGAGGAUGAGGACAUGCUUGACUUUUGCAGAGUUAAACACUUGGAGAAACUUCCGGAAGAAAGCACUUGGUACAAGACAAGGCAACUCAAACUUGAAGACAUGAAAUCCCUGAGGAGAACCACUUUGUGCUUCAUGAUUAUUGUGAUUGUUUCUUCCCAAGCUACACUGAACUUGAAUUUCGAGUCUAUUGUUUAUCCUUCGCUUCUCCGUGAACACGAACUAGCAGGGGAGGACCCAGUAAGGCAAAAACGAGCUGUUGCCAUGAGCCGUCCUGCAGCCCAAGAGUUCACUGUUGAUGUUGAGGUCAGUUUUGAAGACGCCUCCUUCCUGGAGCUUAGCAAAGCUUACUUGAAUAACCUCAGUUUUCCAGUUCAAGGGGAUGACACUGACCCAGCUACCAACAUUUUGAGCAUCGAGGUGACAACAGUCUGCAGACCUACUGGAAAUGAAACCUGGUGCUCCUGUGAGAAAGGCUAUAAGUGGCCUCAGGAAAGGUGCCUCCACAAUCUCACUUGCCAAGGGCAUGAUGGCUCCCCUUCAGGGCAUCAUUGCAGUUGCCUUAAGGGACUGCCUCCCAAGGGACCUUUUUGCCAGCUCCAGGGAGCAGAUAUUACCCUGCGAAUGUCGGUCAGACUCAAUGUGGGCUUUCAAGAAGAACUCAGGAACUCUUCCUCUGCCCUCUAUAGGUCCUACAAGACUGACUUGGAAACAGCGUUCCGGGAGGGUUACAGUAUUUUACCAGGCUUCAAAUUGGUGACAGUGACAGAGUUCAGGCCUGGAAGUGUGGUUGUGGUGUAUGAAGUCACAACAUCAGCAGCAUCGCCUGAAUUAAUGCGCAGAGCAAACGAGCAAGUAACACAGAACCUCAAUCAGACCUACAAGAUGGACAGCAGUUCCUUCCAGGUUACUUACAGCAAUGAAACAAAGUUCUCCAUCACCCCAGAAAUCAUCCUUGAAGGGGAUACAGUAACUCUGAUGUGUGAGAACGAGGUCUUGUCCUCCAACGUAUCCUGGCAGCACGUGGAAACAGGCUUCGACAUCCAGAACAGCAGCAGAUUCUCCGUCUACACCUACGUGCUCAACAACAUGACCUCCGUGUCUCGCCUCACCAUUUACAACAUCACUCAGGAUGACGCGGGUGAAUAUAUUUGCAAACUGACAUUAGAUAUUUUUGAAUAUGGGUCCAGAAAAAAAAUAGAUGUUACAUCCAUCCAGAUUUUGGCAAAUGAAGACAUGAAGGUGAUGUGUGACAACAAUCCUGUGUCUUUGAGCUGCUGCAGUGAGAUGACGGUGAAUUGGAGUCAAGUUGAAUGGAAGCAAGAGGGGACUGUAAACAUUCCAGGAAGCCCUGAAACAGACACAGACUCUGGCUGCAGCAGAUAUACCCUCACGGCCGAUGGCACUCAGUGUCCGAGCGGAUUGUCUGGAACCACAGUGGUCUACACGUGUGAGUUCAUCAGCGCCCACGGAGCCAGAGGCAGUAAAGACAUAAAAGUGACAUUCACCUCUGUGGGAGAUAAUUCCAGCCACAAAGGGGAAGUGCGCGAGUUCCCAAGGCAUGUGAUGGAAAUGGGUACAGUUCAGAGCACCACCGAGAACAGCCUAGAAACAAGUAAAGCUCCGGAGCAGCAAGCCAACCUAAAAAUAACCCCGGACCCAAUUUCUGUUUCUGAGGGACAAAGCUUUUCUAUAAAGUGCAUCAGUGAUGUGAGUAACUAUGAUGAAGUGUACUGGAACACUUCUGCUGGAAUUAAAAUAUACAAAAGGUUUUAUACCACGAGGAGGUAUCCUAAUGGAGCAGAGUCGGUGCUGACAGUCAAGACCUCGACCAGGGAGUGGAAUGGAACCUAUCACUGCAUAUUUCGAUACAAGAAUUCAUACAGUGUCAUGGCCAAAGAUGUCACCGUCCACCCGCUGCCCCUAGAGCCCGAUAUCAUGGUUGAUCCUUUGGAAGCUGUCAUUCCAUGCACUAGCUCCCGUCACAUCAAGUGCUGCAUUGAGGAAGACAGAGACUACAAGGUCAUUUUCCAAGCUGGUUCCUCGUCCUUUCCGGCUGCAAAAGAAGUUAAUGGAAAGCAAGUGUGCUACAAACACCAUUUCGUGGCAAACUCAAUUUCCUGUCCAGAAAAUAUGGAUGUGUUUUGUCACAUUACCAACACCGCUAAUAAUUCAGUCCGGAGCCCAUCUAUGAAGCUUAAUCUGGUUCCUGGGGAGAACGUCACAUGCCAAGAUCCUAUCAUAGGUGUUGGUGAACCCGGAAAAGUCAUCCAGAAGCUUUGCCAGUUCUCGAAUGUUCCCAGAAUCCCUGGGAGUCCCAUUGGCGGGAUCAUAACUUACAGAUGUGUGGGCUCCCAGUGGAAGGUCAAGAAAAACAACUGCAUCUCCGCCCCAAUAAAUACUCUGCUCCAGCUGGCUGAGGCUUUGAUGAAGAGCCCCUCUCAGGAUGCGAAGCUCCCUUCAUACCUAAAGAAUCUUUCCAUUAGCACAAACCAGGUGAAACUUGAAGUCAACUCAUUUCCUGGGAGCCUGGGAGCCAUUAUUAACAUCCUUGAUUUGCUCUCAACAGUUCCAACCCAAGUGAAUUCAGAAAUGAUGAUGCACGUCCUCUCCACGGUCAACGUCAUCCUCGGCAAACCCAUUUUGAAUACCUGGAUGACGUCACAACAGCAAAAGACCAAUCAGAGCUCACAGUUACUGCAUUCAGUGGAAAGAUUUUCCCGAGCCCUGCGGUCAGAAGAUAGCACCAUCUCCCAACCUAAUGUUCAGAUGAAGAGCAUGGUCAUAAAAUCUGGCCAUCCCAAAUCCUACACACAGAGCUUUGUAUUCUUAGACUCUGACCUCUGGGGCAAUGUGACCAUUAAUGAAUGCCAGCUGGAACACCUGCAACCAGAUUCAUUUAUCGUCACCGUGGCUUUCCCAACUCUCAAAACCAUCCUGGCCCAGGAUGUUCCAGGAAAGACUUUUGCAAACAGCUUAGUGAUGACAACCAUUGUCAGCCAGAAUAUAACCACGCCAUUCAGGAUUUCGAUGACUUUCAAAAACAACAACCCUUCGGGCGGGGUACCGAGGUGUGUCUUCUGGAACUUCAACCUCGCCAACCACACAGGGGGGUGGGACAGCAGUGGGUGUUAUGUUAAAGAAGUCACCGAGGACAGUGUGUCCUGCAGCUGUGACCACCUCACAUCAUUCUCCAUCCUCAUGUCCCCUGAUUCCCCAGAUCCUGAUUCUCUCCUGAAAAUACUACUGGAUAUCAUUUCCUACAUUGGGCUGUGCUUUUCCAUCUUGAGCUUGGCAGCCUGCCUUGCUGUGGAAGCCGUGGUGUGGAAAUCAGUCACCAAGAACCGGACUUCCUCCAUGCGCCACAUCUGCAUCGUGAACAUUGCCGCCUCCCUUCUGGUCGCCGACGUCUGGUUCAUCGUGGCCGCCGCCAUCCACAACUACCGCUACCCACUCAACCAGACGGCCUGUGUGGCCGCCACCUUCUUCGUCCACUUCUCCUACCUCAGCGUCUUCUUCUGGAUGCUGACUCUGGGCCUCAUGCUUUUCUACCGCUUGGUUUUCAUCCUGCAUGACACGAGCAAGUCCAUUCAGAAGGCUAUUGCGUUUUCUCUCGGCUACGGUUGCCCUCUGGUCAUCUCCGUCAUCACGGUGGGGGCCACCCAGCCCCGGGAGGUCUACACGAGGAAAAAUGCCUGUUGGCUCAACUGGGAGGAUACCAAGGCCCUGCUGGCCUUCGUUAUCCCAGCACUGAUCAUCGUGGUGGUCAACGUGACCAUCACGGUCGUGGUCAUCACCAAGAUCCUGAGACCUUCCAUCGGGGACAAGCCAAGCAAGCAGGAAAAAAGCAGCCUGUUCCAGAUCACCAAGAGCAUUGGGGUCCUCACACCACUCUUGGGGCUCACCUGGGGUUUCGGUCUCGCCACCGUGUUCCAGGGGAGCAAUGCUGUGUUCCACGUUGUAUUUACCCUCCUCAAUGCCUUCCAGGGAUUAUUCAUUUUACUCUUUGGAUGCCUCUGGGAUCAGAAGGUACAGGAAGCCUUGCUGAAUAAGUUUUCACUGUCGAGAUGGUCUUCACAGCACUCAAAGUCAACAUCCCUAGGUUCAUCUACUCCUGUAUUUUCUAUGAGUUCUCCAAUAUCAAGAAGAUUUAACAAUUUGUUUGGUAAAACAGGAACAUACAAUGUUUCCACCCCGGAAAUAACCAGCUCAUCCCUGGAAAACACAUCCAGUGCUUAUUCAUUGCUCAACUAAGAACAGGAAAAUCCAGCCCAUGGAACCUCUUGGGGAACAGUGGACAUUCUCUGAAAAAGAGAUCCUUUCCAAGCCAUGGAUAAAAUGUUUUCUCCGCAGGCUUCUGGGAGCAGAUGCUGAAGAGACUUUUUCAUUAGGGAAGGGGCUUUCUUUUGUAAAUACAGACUAAAAGGAAUUGUUACAUUUAUGUUGCAGCCCUACCACCCUCACCCCUUGUGUGAUACCGAAUGUGUAUAGUAUUUAAGUGAAACUCAAGCCAACUUCUCUGUCUAUAUUGUAAAAUAGAAUUUCAGAGACAUUUUUACUUUUCACACCCUGGGCCCAAAGAUAAGCUUUGAUUAAAAUAAUAAGUGAAAGGCUAGGACCUAGGAAAUACUUCAGUGAAUUCUAGGAAGGAAGGAAGGAAGGCAAGAAGAAAGGAAGAAAGAAGGGAGGGAUGGAGGAAACUAGAAGGAAAAGAAAAAAAUAGAGAAGAACAACAUAAGGACCACAUUUUAAGAUUUCCGUGUUAAUGACCUAAUACAAUUGCUUCUCGUGUGCUGCAACCCUGAAAAUUCAAAAAUGACUCCAAAAUGGAAAUCGAAAAUUAGCCGUGGAGAAACUUCAAUAUCUUCCUGGUAUUUCCUUAGUUAAGAGGGACCAAAAAAAACAAAGGCAAUGAAAAACUUAGGGAGGAAAUUAUAUCAAAGAUGCUUUCAAGUGGAUGAUAAUAUUUACAAGAAAUUCAUAGAAGAAGACAUGAUUCUCCUGAUGCUAAACACAUACAUAUAUGCUACUGUAUGUUAAGGCUGGAGCUAAGUGGAAUGAAUAGACAGAGAAAGUGUGAUGACCAUGCUUUAUUAGAUCACAGCAGACCAACUGCUGAUUACACUUUUAUAGUUUAGCAGAAAAGCCUUAUGUUUUGCUUUGUUCCACUUUUUGAAAGCAAAAAAUAUAUUUUUUUAUAUCCAUUCAUUUCCAAAUGUGAUAUAUUGCACUGAAAUACAGAACCCCCCUCAACUGUCAUAUAUUUAACAGCUUUAACCAGGUACUUUUCUGUGCAUGAUAGAAUAGAUUUUAAUGACCUUACAGCAUUGUAUAUUAUUAUUGUAGUUACUGUGGAUUUAGGGGCCCUGGGUGUGUUGUAUAGCUCUCUAUGUAUUCUUUCAGUUCCUAAUUUCCUAGACCAAUAUACAUUAAGAGUUUUCUACUGUCUAAUUUGUGUUUAUUCCAACCACCUGGAAAUCUUCUAGAAAGAAAUUUUACAACCAGCUAGUCUGUGCUCCUGAUGACACUUUACCUUGAUGAACAGAUGGUGAAGAUUGUUUGUGAAUUAUGUGCAUGUGUGUAUUUUGCUUGUGUGUGUGCACUUCAUAAAAAUACAAAGAUUACAAUAGCAUCCUUAUCAAAGUUAACCAUGUAAUGCCGCGGAGCAAUGAAGCCCCUGUGCCACAACUACUGAGCCCACGUGCCCUAGAGCUCAUGCUCUGCAACAAGAGAAGCCACCGCAGUGAGAAGCCCGCGCACCGCAACGCAGAGUAGCCCCCACUCGCCGCAACUAGAGAAAGCCCGCGCGCAGCAACAAAGACCCAACGCGGCCAUAAAUAAAUUAAUUAAUUAAAAAAAAAUGUUAACCAUGUACUGUAGCCACAGCAACCAUACAUUCCAAACCAGAGUCGGAUCCCAGGGAGACAGUGAAACGGAAUAAAAAUGUGGGGCUUCUCUGAAAA